Molecule: messenger RNA, 2406 nt
Organism: Anthostomella pinea
Lineage: Eukaryota; Fungi; Ascomycota; Sordariomycetes; Xylariales; Xylariaceae
Source: the annotation of a GenBank genome assembly
AUGAGGGUCCAACGGGCGGCGGUGGCUGCCAUCAGCGACAGCCGCAUCUUCGGCUCCAGAUGUGGCGCUCGAUACCUUCACUUGCUACCUAGAGCUUCAGGGACCCGGUCUCCUGCGCAGAUGAUCGUGGCUCCGCUGCGCGUUGAUGGAAGGAGAUACUUCAGCCUCACAAAGCCGAGAUUCGCGGCUGCGAGUGGUGCUGCCGGUGCUGCGCUGAAGAAGGCCGCCGAGGAGGCCCAAAACCUUACCCCCGAAGCUGUCUUCGCCAAGAUGAGCCCGGAAGAGAAGAAGCGACUGUCGAGAGUGCGAAACAUUGGUAUUGCCGCACAUAUUGACAGCGGCAAAACGACUGUGACCGAGCGAGUACUCUUCUACACUGGUCGAAUUAAGGCUAUACACGAGGUGCGAGGAAAGGAUGGCGCCGGCGCGAAGAUGGACUCCAUGGAUCUCGAGCGAGAGAAGGGAAUCACCAUCCAGUCUGCCGCCACCUUUUGUGACUGGAAGAAGGUGGAGAACGGCCAGGAGGAGACAUAUCACGUCAAUUUGAUCGAUACCCCCGGACACAUUGAUUUCACCAUCGAGGUCGAGCGCGCACUCCGGGUUCUCGAUGGCGCGGUCAUGAUUCUGUGCGCCGUCAGUGGUGUCCAGUCGCAGACGAUCACGGUGGACAGACAGAUGAAGCGUUACAACAUUCCACGGAUCAGCUUCGUGAACAAGAUGGACCGGAUGGGUGCCAACCCGUGGAAGGCCGUUGAGCAGAUCAAUUCCAAGCUUAAGUUCCCGGCUGCUGCUAUCCAAGUACCCAUAGGAUUGGAAGACCAAUUUAAGGGCGUCGUCGAUCUAAUACACAUGCGCUCCAUCUACAGCGAAGGGCCUAAGGGAACGAUACUCCGAAUCGAGGAUACGAUACCUGCUGAUAUCAAGGAUUUUGCGGAGGAAAAACGGCAGGUCUUGAUUGAGAAGCUGGCAGAUGUAGACGACGAGAUUGCCGAGAUCUUCCUAGACGAGCGCACACCAACCCCAGAGCAGAUGAUGGCCGCCAUUCGGAGGGCGACAAUUGCUCUCAAGUUCACCCCUGUCAUGAUGGGCUCCGCAUUGGCUGACAAGUCCGUCCAGCCGAUGCUCGACGCUGUCUGUGACUACCUGCCUAUGCCUGCGGACGUGGAGAACGUAGCGCUGGAUAAGACUAGGGACGAGGCAGUGACGAAGCUGGUCCCUUACAACUCGCUACCUUUCGUUGGACUGGCCUUCAAGCUCGAAGAAAACAACUAUGGUCAGCUCACCUAUAUCCGGGUCUACCAGGGUACCCUCCGGAAAGGAACCUACCUGUUCAACUCCCGGAACGACAAGAAGGUCCGAAUCCCGCGUAUAGUACGCAUGCACUCCAACGAGAUGGAGGACGUGAACGAGGUCGGUGCUGGUGAGAUUUGCGCCGUCUUUGGCGUGGAUUGCGCCUCUGGCGACACUUUCACUGAUGGUAACCUGCCGUACACUAUGUCGUCUAUGUUCGUGCCCGAUGCGGUCAUGUCUCUUUCGAUCAAGCCCAAGCGAAGCACCGACGCCGAUAACUUCAGUAAAGCGAUGAACCGAUUCCAGCGUGAGGACCCUACCUUCCGGUUGUACGUCGACGACGAGAGUGAGGAGACUAUUAUCUCGGGUAUGGGCGAGUUACACUUGGAGAUCUACAUCGAGCGGCUGCGCCGAGAAUACAAGGUCGAGUGCUCUACUGGUCAGCCUCGUGUCGCCUACCGUGAAACUAUUGCACAGAAGGCCGAGUUCGACUACCUCCUGCGACGACAGACUGGUGGACCGGGAGACUUCGCUCGUGUAGGCGGCUGGAUCGAGCCCAACCCCGAGCCCGAGAAGAACAGCUUCUCGAACCAGGUCGUCGGUGGCGCCAUCCCCGACAAGUUCAUCUCGGCCUGUGGCAAGGGUUUCGAAAUCGCUUGCGACAAGGGCCCGCUACUAGGCCACAAGGUCAUCGGCGCACGCAUGGUUGUCAACGACGGCGCGACGCACGUGACGGAUUCCUCCGACUUCGCCUUCAGCUUGGCGGCGCAGAUGGCGUUCCGCAAGGUGUUCCACGAGGCCGGCGGGCAGGUGCUCGAGCCGCUCAUGAAGACGACCAUCAUGGCGCCCAACGAGUUCCAGGGCAACAUCCUGAUGCUGAUGAACAAGCGCAACGCGACCAUCAUCGACACCGAGAUCGGCAGCGAGGACUUCACGCUCAUCGCCGACUGCAGUUUGAACGCCAUGUUCGGCUUCAGCACGCAGCUCCGCGCUGCUACGCAAGGCAAGGGCGAGUUCAGCAUGGAGUUUAGCCACUAUGCGCCGGCGCAGCCGCAUUUGCAGAAGGAGCUGGUUGCCAAGUACCAGAAGGAGCUCGAGGAGAAGCGAUCGAAGUAA